Molecule: messenger RNA, 782 nt
Organism: Nematostella vectensis (starlet sea anemone)
Lineage: Eukaryota; Metazoa; Cnidaria; Anthozoa; Actiniaria; Edwardsiidae
Exons: 3
Coding region: 124-765 (213 amino acids)
Source: RefSeq, a predicted model, not a curated record
CAGAAAUAUUGAACCAAAACGGGAGUUGGGCCGAGCUUUUCCUAUUUUGCAUAUCCAUUGUAUUUGCGCGCAUUUGAUUGGUUCCCGAAAUCCACAAAUCACGGGUCUUAGACCCGUGAAAAAAUGGCGGCUAGACGAGAGAAGGGUUUUUAUCGUACGCUUAAUUCGAUCUCUUCCGUUGAUCUUUUUUGCGAUCGACCUUUGAAACGAAUUCAAGGUAAAGGUCGGCUUUGGGAAGUUGAUCGGCUUGUCUUAGAGCGCAAGACCACAGAAGGCAAGCAUGAAUACCUCGUUUUAUGGAAGGGCUUCUCUCCCUACGAUGCAACAUGGGAACCUGUCGAAAACAUGACGUCCGAGUGUGUCCGCUUGUUCUACUCCCCACCUAUGCCUGAUGGAGGUGUCCUUCAUUCCAAUGUCGCAGUCUUUCGAGCUGAGGUUGAAGUGCUUUUGAAAUCUAGGUCAAGGUUACCAGUAACCUUUUAUUUCAGGGGAGAUGUUUUUAGAUAUUUAUUUAAUUUUAAUGACUCCAAUUGGCAUUAUCUCGAAAGAGAUCAGUUCCCUGCCACAUAUUUUCUAAAGGGCUGGGAUCAGCUGGCUGACAUGCAUGGACAGGGGAUCAAAGUAUUUUAUCCCAUGAAGGUUAGAAGCUUUGUUAGCUUUACAACAAAGAAAUACUCCAGACAACCCCUGCCAGUUUUAUUACCUAGGGCUUUUCAAGAGAAAGUAACAGUUUCUUUCGUUAAAGUUGCACUUGGUGACAAAUAAAGUUAGUAGAGCCUUAA